Molecule: messenger RNA, 1272 nt
Organism: Amphimedon queenslandica
Lineage: Eukaryota; Metazoa; Porifera; Demospongiae; Haplosclerida; Niphatidae
Product: peptidase M20 domain-containing protein 2-like
Exons: 2
Coding region: 36-1217 (393 amino acids)
Molecular function (GO): dipeptidase activity
Source: RefSeq, a predicted model, not a curated record
AAUAACUGUGAACAUUAGAUGUCACUGAGUUUAAAAUGGCGGAUGCUAGGAAGAUUGUGUCUGACGCUAUAGAAGGGGAAAAGGAGCCCCUGAGGUCUAUUGCUCACCAGCUGUGGUCUAAUCCUGAGCUGGCAUAUAAAGAGAAGGCCGCCCAUAAACUAUUGACUGACUAUUUAGAAUCAAAAGGAUUUAAAGUGGACCGGAGCUACUGUGACAUAGAAACUGCUUUUAGAGCAAGGUUUGGAUCAGGGUCUCCUCAUGUGUGUGUGAUCUGUGAGUAUGAUGCCCUCCCUGAGAUCGGUCAUGCUUGUGGUCAUAACCUCAUAGCAGCUGCUGGUCUUGGAGCUGGUGUAGCUAUCAAAGCAUACCUUGAGUCCAGUGGUACCCCGGGUACCCUUACAGUCCUGGGUACUCCUGCAGAAGAGGGUGGGGGUGGUAAGGUACUCUUGAUGGAUAGAGGUGCUUUCAAUGACUUUGAUAUUGCUAUAAUGGUCCACCCUGCUCCUGUUGAGAUUAUUGUUGGUUAUAUUAAUGCUCGGGUGACCCUUUCGGUUGAGUUCACUGGUAAAGCAGCUCAUGCUGCUGCCUUCCCUUGGGAGGGAGUCAAUGCUUUAGAUGCAGCUGUACUGGCAUAUACUAAUGUCUCCCUCCUGAGGCAACAGAUGAAGCCAACUUGGCGUGUUCAUGCUGUGUUUACUAAUGGCGGUACAAAGCCUAACAUAAUACCAGAGAAAGCUUCUCUGCUAUACUACGUCAGGGCUCCUAAUCUAAAAGAGCUAGGGGUACUUCGUGGUAAAGUAACGUCCUGUUUUGAGUCAGCUGCUACUGCAACUGGUUGCACAGUUGAGAUAAAAGAGAACGAUGUGUCGUAUACGGACCUUCAUUCUAACCCAGUCCUAGCUGGUAUUUAUCGUAAACAUAUUGAGGCCUCUGGUACUGAGUAUACUUAUGAUGCCAAUGCCUCUUGGUCUACUGAUAUGGGGAAUGUCUCUUAUGUUGUUCCUUCAUUGCAUCCAACCUUUGCCAUUGGAUCAGGUGAGGUGAAUCACACUCGUGAGUUUGCAGCUGUUACUGAUAUACCCGAGUCCCACACUAAGACCAGAGUUACAGCUGUUAACAUGGCCCUCACUUGUAUUGAUGUACUGAAGGGAGGGGAGGAGCUGGUCAAGGAGAUAAAGGAGAAAUUUGUAGAGCAAGUUGGUACUAAAAAUAAUUGAUUAUUAACUUAAUUUUGUUUUUGCUUUAAAAUUUUUAUUUUAAAUCAAAAAUUUA